Molecule: messenger RNA, 1692 nt
Organism: Brenthis ino (lesser marbled fritillary)
Lineage: Eukaryota; Metazoa; Arthropoda; Insecta; Lepidoptera; Nymphalidae
Source: the annotation of a GenBank genome assembly
AUGGCUGAAAAAUAUGAAAAACAUUCUAAAUAUCAUGCCUCAAAAGGUUCUAGGAACAGUAGCAGAAAAAGAAGCAGGGAAGAUAUGAAACAUCAAUCAAAGGAAAGCAAAACACCACCCUUACCAGUGAAAACUAGUAUUGAAGAAUUAAUGAAACAAAGGGAAUGCAUCAAAAAGGAACUAAAAAAUAUUGCAAAGUUAAAAAGUAAAACAGAAUACAAACUUAAAGAAAAUACUAGAAAACGUAAAUAUAACAAUUAUAAAAGUUCUAAUGAAGGUUAUGACAUAGAAACUAUUAAAAAUAAAAAAUCUGUAAAUAAAGAAAGUAAACAUAAAGAUCCUUCACCUGAAUUCACCCAAGAUUUUGCACAACUAGACUCUGAAGAUGAAGAACAUAUUAUAGAACAAAGGCGCAAACAAAGAAAACAAUUAUUAGAACAAUUACAUACAACAGAAACUAAAUUAAAUUUAAAUCAUGAGAAUGAAACCCUUGAAGAUUUCAAAGAAUUCUGUAUGAAAAGAGAUAUUAAGAAUCUGUCAAUUACGAAAACUACACCUGCAAAGGAUACUACGGAUAUGUUCUCUGAAGAAGACUUUGCUCCUAACAAUAUGUCAGAUAAUGUUACUCAAGAUAACCGAAAAGAAAGUUCACAAUUGAAAGAUAACUGGGAUGAUUCUGAAGGCUAUUAUAACAUCAAAGUUGGUGAUGUAAUAAAUAACAAUAGAUACACAAUCAAAGCCCUAUUAGGGCAGGGAGUUUUUGCUAAUGUCAUAAAAGCUCAGGAUAGUAAAAAUAAUACUGAUGUAGCAAUAAAAAUUAUAAGGAAUAAUGAUUUAAUGUAUAAAACUGGGUUAAAGGAAAUGGAAUUUUUAAAGGAAAUCAAAAGUGCUGAUCCCGACAAUAAGUACCAUUGUGUGCAAUUUUUUUCACAUUUCAUGCACAAAGGUCACCUUUGUUUGGUCCUAGAAUCUCUUCACAUGGAUUUAAGAAAUAUUCUUAAAAAAUAUGGCAAAAACCAUGGCAUUAAUAUUAAAGCAUUGAUGAGUUACAGCAGACAAUUGCUUCUCUCAUUACGGCUAUUGAAAAAGAUUGGCAUUGUGCAUGCUGACAUAAAACCUGACAAUAUUUUAGUUAAUGAAAAGAAAAACAUUUUAAAACUUUGUGACUUUGGAUCAGCAGCUAAAAUAAAUGAUAAUGAACCUACGCCAUAUUUGGUAUCAAGAUUCUACAGAGCACCAGAAAUUAUACUAGGAGUGCCAUACAAGCAUAGUGUUGAUGUUUGGUCAACUGCCUGCACAAUCUAUGAAAUGGCAACUGCAAAAAUCCUAUUUACAGGAAGUACAAAUAACAAAAUGCUAAAAUGUUUCAUGGACUUGAAAGGUAAAAUACCAAGUAGGAUAUUAAGAAAAGGAAAAUUUAAAGAUCAGCACUUUAAUUACAACAAUAAUUUUCUUCUACACAAAACAGAUGAAUUUACUGGACGAGAGAAGGUUGUAGAAAUAAACAAUCUCACAAUUACUAGAGAUUUGUAUAAGGAAUUAAAAAAAAGCUACAAAAGUCCAACUAGUAGUGAAGAAAAAAAGAUAGGACAGCUAAAAGACUUGUUAGACAAAAUGUUAAUAUUGGACUCAAACCAAAGACUAUCAGCAACUGACUGCUUAAAACAUUCUUUCAUUCAGGAGGAACUAAAC